This is a messenger RNA of Lactuca sativa (garden lettuce), 4355 nucleotides long. RefSeq lists its product as uncharacterized. Gene Ontology annotation, molecular function: ubiquitin-like protein ligase binding. NCBI's taxonomy places the organism in Eukaryota, Viridiplantae, Streptophyta, Magnoliopsida, Asterales, Asteraceae. The record is from RefSeq and is a predicted model, not a curated record.
CUAUCAGUGAGCUCAUCUAUUUGUCCACGACGUAGUACUGUUCUCUUGUUCCCAAUUCUUUCAAAUGUAUGCGAAUCUAGGGUUUCAGAUUUCGGUCUAGCGCUUCAAUUUCAGUUGAAAUUUACCUAAGAAAAGGCAAAUUAAGUGUUCAAUAUGGAGCCGAGACACAAGCAGAAGUCCUGGUUUAGCCAAGUCAUUCAGAAGCAAAGCCCUGUCUUCUUAACCCGAUGCACCUAAUUUCUCUCUUUUAACAGUUGGGAUAUUUCACUGUAUUCUCUCUUGUGUGUUCAUUCCAUUCGCUCUAAAAUCCAAUCAUGGUGAUGACCAGGACGGGACCCUCUUCCCAAGAAGUCGCAAUGCAUGUGGGUUCCUGCAAUCUUAAGGCAGACCUUGACCUUGAAAAGUUUGACUCUAUGCUCCAUAUAAUGAUUGAGUUUCUAAAAAGUCACCCUAUUCACGAACCCUUGACUAAAUCAAUCGAGUUUCCUUUAAGCAUCAUUCAUAAGGCAUACUCCACUGCCGUCUAUAACUCUGAGGAAGAGUACAUUGAGUUCAACAUCAAUAAAGAUAAGACCACCAAACUGUAUAAGGUUGAAUUCCUGGAGGCUAUUGGGCUUCCAGAGACCAAGGAAAAAAAGACGUUAUAUGAACCCACAAAUGAAGAACUCUUCGACAUAUUUGAUCAAAUGGGGUAUUUACCUCCAAAGCUUGAGUCGUCCUCAAACUUCAGGAAAGGUAAGCUUCCAGGCUUGUGGCAUUUUUUAUUCCACAUCAUUCUGCGGUGCCUCUCAGGAAGGGUUGCAGGAAUUGACAUGCUAAGUAGGCAGCUUCUUGUACUUAUUUGUGGCAUGUACACCGGGAAUGAAGUGGACUUUGGAACCACUAUCUGGAAUGAUUUUACUAGUUAUGUGUUUCCAAAGAAGAAGGCAAUUCCUUGUGCAAGGUUUUGGGCACUUGCACUCCAAAAGGUGUAUAACAAGCUGAAGAUCCCAAUACCUAAAGAAGAGGAGAUGUUCACUCCUCGUGUCUUAUCCAGGCAUACUAUCCCCAAUCAAUCUGCAUUUGGGAAGGUUACUCGUCUCCCUGAAGCAAUGCUUCAAUAUAUUGAAAAGAACUCCAAAGUUCUCAUCAGACAUAUAAAGGAAACGGAUCCUCCAGAAGCUGAAUGCCCUACCCAAUCCUCACAACAUACUUCCAGUCCUACAAAACAAAAGAAAAAAGCCUUGAAAGUAAAGAAGACUACUGGUAAAAGAAAAGGUGAGACCAUUCCUUCCCCUCAAGCCAAAAGACAAUCCACAAAAUCUCAUAAGGUGAAGGAUGUUGAAAAAAGAUCUAUCGUUGGGUCACAAUCAUCUACCUCUUCAUCCUCUCAAGAAGAUGAUGUCUCUCAAAAGUAUUGGAACAUAACACAUACACAACCCCCUUCCUCUCAAAAGGAAGAUGUGGGUGUUGAAAAAAGUCAUGAGCAGCCCCCAGGCCAAGAGCCUAAUGGUGUGGCAGAGGUGAGAACAUCAGAGAGUGAGAGUGUAAGGCAAACUCAAGAUGAUUCAAUGAGGGAAACACGAGAUGAACAGGAGAGGCAAAGUGAAAGAGCUGAGAACGAGGGAAAUACUCAGAAGACAAAAGAAGAAUUGAUGAAACUGAAAGCUGAGGAAGAAGGGAGAAGGAUUAGAAAAGAGCUUAUGAAGAGGGUUGUGAAAAAAAGUAAGAGGAAAGAGGAUGAGCUAAAGGCUGAGAAGAAGAGAGAGCAAGAGGAAAGAGAGAAAAACAAAGCUCUAAUAAACAAUGAUGAAAUUAUACAAGGGCUGGAGAAGAACGCUUCUGAGGAAGAACAAAUUGCCACCAAGCAAUUGCAACUGGUUCUUAGUGAAUUAAGAGAGGCUGAGGAAAAGAAAGAAGAGGAGCGAAAGGAAUCAGUGGGAAUGUUGCUUGAGGAGCAACAAAAGAGGGAAGAAGAAGAGAGGGUCCCAACCACGGAUAAACUUAUUGAGCUUGCCAUCCAUUGUGAGGAGUCUUUGGAGCCAUUCACAAAGACUGGUAUAGAGUCUGCUCAAGACAUGGAAAAGGACUUUGUGUUUACUGCUGAUGAUGGACUCAUCCAAGACUCUGAUUCAAACUCCUUUAUGGAGACACUCAAACCCUCCAAAUCUGCUAUUUUCUUGGCAACUUCAGAAACAGAAAGUCAGGAAGUUCCCAAAGGAGAGACAAACACUCUUCCAACCACCACUGUCAGACGCACUAAAUUGAAGAAGAAGAAGUCCAAAUAUGUCUCCAGGGCGGAAUUUAAUUCACUCAACCAGAAGUUGUCUCAGGUUCUUGAGCUUGUAAACAAGAUCCCUCCAUCUAAGGAUAAAUUUGUGAGCAAGGAAAAGUUUAUGGAAAUGCAGAAGGCUGUGACAUCCUUAGCCCAAAGGGUUCCUAAUCUUGAGACAAGGGAAAAGAUGCUUCGGGAAUCAGUUGUCAAAUCUACUGCAGAUGCUCUGAAGAAAAUGGAGCAGAAGAGGACCGAUGACACAUUUAAGUAUUUGGAUCGAAUGGAUGAUAUGUUGAAAAUGGUGAAGGAAAUUCAACAGUCGUAUGAUGACCUCACCAACACCGUGGGCCACCAACAUGGAGAUGAGAUUGUCCGUUUAAAUGAGCAGCUCUGUGACUAUCGCAACAAAAAUAUAAUUCUUCAGGCUGUUUUGGUUAAAGUAAUACAGUCUGCACAACAACUGCUAAGACCCCGCAAUGUAAGAUUCGAUGAAAUCCUAUUCGCCAUCCAGAAAAUUCAAAAUUCUGUUGAUGUACUUCCAAAGACUCUAUCCAAUGAGGAGCUAAGCAAACAGGUUCCUCAAUCGUUCCAAAAAGUGUUUGACUUGAUAGAGAACUUAAAAGGUUCAAAAUCUGUGGAUGAAGCUGGAGAAGAUGAAAAUGUGGUGAUAACAGAAACUUCUCCUUCUCCCAAGAUAGAUGAGGUAUCCAGACGUCAACCACCUCCAAAGACCACAAUUCCUCCACCAUCUCCUCCCACUUCAUUUGUCAUGCCUCCUACCCAACUAGCUUUGAUGUUCCCUGAAACCCACAAAGCUUCCAUUAAAGGUAAAGGCAAAAGGCCUUUGGAGGUUCCUGAAGUGAGUCGGAAUCAGAUGAAGACCUUUCGAGUGUCCGAGGAAGAAAAGAAGCAACAAGACCUGGAAAAUGAACUCCUUGCCAAGCAGAAAUAUGAGGUGGCAGCAGCACAUUUCUUUCAGGCGAACUCAAGUAAGGAGGAGCAACACGCUUUAUCUCCUUUGGUCUAUGUUAUCAGACAAUUGAAGGAUGAUGAACUUAUGCCCAAACAAACUACAGCUCCUCCCGCUUCCGAUGAGUAUCAGUGGGAUAUACCCAUGUCUCCAAAUGCACGAUAUUAUUCAGUCUUCCAACCACUACAUCCACACCUCUCAAGGGAAACGCAAAUCCCAAUUGAGAUGAACCGACUAGAGGAGUUUUUCAAGGCUCAUGCUCAGCCCCCAAAAGAUGUAUGGUCUCUCCGGAGGAUCAUAAGAGUCGUGGGAUAUAAGAAGAGGUCUUUUCAGAAGGAAGAGUACUUUGGUUUUGAAGUGGUGCGAAGUGAUAACAAAAAAUAUUUCUUCUCCGAAGCUGAUUUUCCUAACCUCAAUCCUAAUGACCUAUAUGUGAUUGCCAAACACUUCCAGACCAAACUCCUCACUCAUCAACCUUCCCGAUUUCCGUUUCUUCAAAUCCAGAGAUUUCUAAGGUCUCUGACCUAUGAUCUUGGCAGCAUUGAUGCAGAACGAUUUGAUAGCUUUGUGGAUAAUCCACCCGAAGAGAUGAACCAAGAGCUGGAAGGAAUUGAAAACAGACAUCGAGGACCUACGGAGGAUCCUGAACUUGGGAUCAUCUUCUCUAACGAAAAGGGUAGUUUGAAGCUCUUUUUUAGAUUAAAACAGAAGCAUCGCUGCAAAACGGAGUUCCUUGAAAAGAUGAUCAAUCUUACUUUAAGGUCCAAUGCCUCUGCAGCUUUAAAGGUGAAGAUCAUCGAAGAAUUAGAGUGGUGGGUAGCAGUUCGUAAGUGGAUCAAGAGAGCAACAGACCUCGUGAAAAACAAGAUCUGAACAUGAAUGUCUUUUUUGCAUUGAAAACUCUCGGCCAAGAUUGGAAGAUAUUCAACAUCAGAUGGCAAGUAGGAAGUGUACAAGUUCUUGUUGGAUGAGAACAGAAUAUUGUAGAUCAAGUAGAUGGUGGUAACAUGCUUACUAAUUUUAGUGUUUUUUAGUAUUUAUGUAAACUAUUUUAAUAGAUUGUUGCCUCAUAUUUCUACUGCAAAGCUGUAACAUUCAUUGAAAAUAUAUAUAUUUUUUUCGGUGUGUGAA